Neospora caninum is the source of this 1380-nucleotide messenger RNA. RefSeq lists its product as hypothetical. The transcript is spliced from 5 exons. Bases 1 to 1380 code for a protein of 459 amino acids. The record is from RefSeq and is a predicted model, not a curated record. Lineage: Eukaryota; Apicomplexa; Conoidasida; Eucoccidiorida; Sarcocystidae.
AUGCGAGCCCGGCAGGAGAGUCGCGCGGACGACGCCGCGCUCCCCUUCGCGCCCAGCGGGCCCGGCGUCUGGAGCCCAACGGGCCCGGACGGGCCCGGGCCCCACGCCGGGGCGGGGCCCGCCGCGCCUUUGCUCCCGGGGGCGGCGGCCGUGGACUGUCGCGAGGACCGGCGAGAGGGCGAGGCGGGCGCAGGGAGGUGGGGUGAUGGGCGACAAGAGCGAGAGUUCGAGGGGUUUGAGAGCAGAGGCCGCGAGGCCCAGUCCUUCAUCGAGCACGCGCGGCGAGAGGAAGAAGACGUUUUCCGGAACGACAGAACCGACAGGGGAGCGAGUGUCAGCGUGGGAGCCGACGCUGCGGUCGCUUCAGGCAGGGAGGCCAGGCGCGAAGAGAAGAAGAGAAAGGCAGGCAGAGAAAAGGGCGCCAGAAAAGAAAAUGUCGCCUGGGUAGUCAGCGUGUACACCGUGGUCGUGCUCCUCCUCUUCCUCGGAUGCGCGAUCUCCGGUAAGACGAAGAACGCGCAGCAGGAGCGCGAGAAGGGGUGGGAACCGCCGGAGCGGAGGGGAAGAGACGGAAAAAGGCAGGCAAGGAGACACGUGAGCAAAGGCGAAAGGGGAGGGGGGAAGCUUGGCCACCGGGAGAGGCCGCGUGUUUCUGGGCAUUAUCGUCACGUCACCGACCGUCCGAAUCGCCACCACGUCGCUUCACCUCAGCGGCCAGUUGAAUCCCACCGAAGCAGGUAUGUUUACGGAAACCCGUCCGUGUGGCACUUUCGCGUGAAUUCGGUGGGCAAGCUGGAGAUGGGCGGCGAUGUGACCUUCGUUCUGCCGCUCCUGAAUCCUUCCAUCUUCACUCUCGAGUUCGUUGUCGAGAAUCUGUCUGUCUUCUACUACCCCAUCGGCAAGAGCUUCCAGUGUCUGCUGUACCACGGCGGAAUCAUUGGGAACGAGGGUCAACCUCUGUUCCUUCACCGCGAGUUGAUUGCCGAACCCGCGAAUGGAAAUUCUUCCCGCUACAUCAGUCCUCUCUCAAUGACUGUGAAGCCCACAGACGGCUCGAUCAGCGAUGACGCGACGUUUCGCAUCCAAACCACCUUCGGCGUGGAACUUCCGGAGGCGUACCUGCCUGAGGCCAAGCCUCUCUUCGACGACUGUCGGCAGCACGGCGUCUUGAUUUACGCGGUAGAGGUGUCCGGGGCGUACACCGACUCGCCGCUGACGCAGGUGAAGAUGCCGGGGCCGAUCGAAGUCGUCGCCGCGCUCAACUGCUCGAUAGGCCGUGGCGUCGAGGCGCUCUUUAACGGAGUCGAACGCGCCUAUCGGCCUGUCAUCCUCGAAAACCUCACCAACAAGCAACUCUUCGCGAACUCGGAGGCAGCCUGA